ACAUACAGACCGGAGAAUCAAAACCAUGAAUGCUGUAAAUUCUGUGCAACUGCUCAUUCUGGUUUGGACUUUUACUGCUGUUUGUCGAGCUGAUGUUGAUGUUUCCCGUGUAAGCUGUAAGGAUGUGACUGGAACUGUGGGGAAAGAAGUAACUUUCACCUGCAGCGUCCCUCCGUGCACUGAAUGCUGCACUGAAAAGUAUAAGUUUCUAUACCCUAAGAAACCCUCAAUAUGUGAACAAAAAAACACCUGUGGACUGGGAAACAGCUUCACAUGCAGAUACACUCCAACUACAGCAAUGACAGAAAAAUUAAUCUUCUAUUUGCAAACAAAGAGUGGAAUGAAAAACACAGAAUUCACUGUGAACAUAACAGAGCCCAGUAAACAUGAAAUUGUCACUGAAGCUCCUGAGCCAAAAACAGAAGGGGGUCCUGAAUCAAGAACAGAAGACAAUCCUGGAUCUAAUGGUACUGUCAUCGCUGCAGUUGUGGGCUGUUUCAUCAUCAUCAUCAUCAUCAUCAUCAUAAUGACCAUCAUUUACAAAAGGAAACCAAACACCAAUCCUUGUGGAUUCCAGAGGAGGAUGUUUCUGUGCCUCAGAUAUGAUGAAGACAACAGCAAUUUCCAAGAGCAAAGCCCACAAAAUGUGAUUAAUAUCACUGAGUCAACAGUAUGAAAGCAGUGAAUUUUGUUUGACUUUUAAUGUAAAGCUCGUGAAAGACAAACUUUAGGAACUCCAUAAACUAUAUCUGUUAUCUGUUAUAUCUCAAAUUACUAAACUAACUCUGUUUGUAGGUUUUAAAACUCUAUUUCUGUUUCAUAUUGAUUUCUGUGAAAUAAUGAUAUAUUAUUGAUCUUUUUGAUCCGUGUAUAUUUUUGGCUUUAAUGAACUCAAGCCUGUGUGAACAUUAAGAACCAAUGCAGAAAAACCCAAACUGUUUUUUUUUUUUUUUUUUUUUUUUUUCUUACUUUCAAGGACUUUCUAUAAUGAAUGUCAAUUUUGUAUAUGGUAAGUGGUAUUAUACCUUAAGUAUUGAAAUUAAUUUUACUUAAUGCUAAAUACUUCAUAUUCUGCACCUGCAAUUUUCUAAUGCUGCGGACGCUGUGGUUUUGUACAGGUUCUUUUUUAUUAUUAAAAAAUAAAAAUUAAAGAAAUAAACGUGUGAUGCUCUCUAAACAUGAAUAUCUUGAA
Messenger RNA from Ctenopharyngodon idella (grass carp), 1192 nucleotides. RefSeq lists its product as uncharacterized. The record is from RefSeq and is a predicted model, not a curated record. Lineage: Eukaryota; Metazoa; Chordata; Actinopteri; Cypriniformes; Xenocyprididae. Bases 26 to 676 code for a protein of 216 amino acids. The transcript is spliced from 5 exons.